Messenger RNA from Echinostoma caproni, 1890 nucleotides. NCBI's taxonomy places the organism in Eukaryota, Metazoa, Platyhelminthes, Trematoda, Plagiorchiida, Echinostomatidae. The record is from the annotation of a GenBank genome assembly.
AUGUCUUUGGAUAUCAUAAGAGUAAUUGCCCGAGACAGUGCUCCGGAACCGUACACUCUAACGGGGACCGCACUGGUCGAAGUCACUCUAACCGAUGAGAAUGAUGAGGCCCCUAUGAUACAUGUGAUGCUUCUACGACCCCCGUCCGGCAGUGAAAUGCGUAGCGUGUUGGCUUCCCCGACCGAUCCGGCCACUUAUCAGGCCACAUUGGGCGGAAGUGCAAAAUUUCUGGGCGAGUACACCACAAGCAUCAACGAGAACCCUCCACCGGAAUCCAUUAUUGCUUAUAUUCAGGUGACGGAUCGUGAUCAUCAUGGACAGGAUCAAGUUCAUUGUCGUCUUGGACCAACCGACAACUUCACUCUUCAACUAGAUCCAGUGGGGGCGCAGUACUCUCCGUCUGCUGCACAAACCAACUACGCUAACCCCCUGGCGGAUGGUUCAAAUACGUUGAACAGGCAAGAUUUUCGUCUGGUCACCGACACUGGAUUAAGCGGUUAUUCCAGUUCCUUUCAUCCUUUAGAUCGUGAAGUGACCCCGGUCCAGCGGGUCACAAUCACAUGUACAGAUAGUGUGGGCAAUGCUGCAUACGUGCACAUUCACGUGAAUCUGUUGGAUGUGAAUGAUCAUGAACCGGAGUUUAUCAACGGUGGCCAAUUCGCUUUUCAGUUGGCUGAAAAUCAGGAGCUAAAUGGUGGUAAACCGUUGUGGUUGGGUCGCACAAUGGCCAUAGAUAAGGAUGUGGGAGAGAAUGCACUCAUUACGUAUCAGCUUAGACACGAUGAGACCGGAUUAGAGACCAGCAAUUCAGGCGAUGGAAGUGGAUUUGAAAGUCAUCCUGGUCGCUGGUUUGAGUUAGAUUCACAAACAGGCAAUUUGUACGCAAAAACUGUAUUCGAUCGAGAAGCUGCUCCGUCGGGUGGAGUUUAUCGAUUACACGUUUUGGCUAUUGACAAUGGCUCUCCUCGGCUUACUGGCACGGCCACAGUGGAGGUGUUUAUUCUAGACGUCAAUGACUGGGCUCCACAAUUCACGAAAGAUGUGUACACAUUCAGCGUGCCUGAGGAUGCUCGGAUUCAGGAAGUAAUCGGGAUGGUCGAAGCAGUUGACAGAGAUGCGGACAGCCAAGGAAAAAUCACAUAUCAUCUAGUUCCGCACACGCGACAAAAUCGAGCCCUUGAUGGUCCAGGUGCAUCAGAUGUAAAUCGACUGCGGUCAACCAGACAGGCUGUCUUAGCUCCAUCUAAUUCUCCGGAAUCCAAUGAAAUUUCGGUAACCGAGGUAACCGAGUCGCUGGAUGAAUCUACAAUCUCAAAUGGAAAACCAUCCAGAUCUUCAGACACAAAUUCAGAUAUUUCAGAUCCCGGAAACUUUUACGCUCCGGUCAGUUUAGAGAAGAGCAAUUUGGCAUAUUUUAGUGUAGAUCGUUUGACAGGGAAAAUCCGGUUGAUUCGACGAUUAGAUCGCGAAUCGAUUGCGUUUUUUUCCCUCGAGAUCGUAGCGACAGAUGCACCACCUGUCUCGGUUCUACCUGUGCAACACCAAAUCAUCGGAUCUUCAACUGACACCCGAAAUCAUUCCGCAAUUACAAGAACACAACUCGGACCGCAAUCUCUGUCGACCUCAACAACAGUUGUAAUUGUGGUCACUGAUGUGAAUGACAACGCCCCGGUGUUUCGACGUCCAAACACAUCCACAGCCAUUCAGUUACGCUUGCACGAGACACUGGGACGUCAACUGCUAAUCAUCGAAGCCACAGAUGCUGAUGAAGGAGAGAACGCUCGAGUCACAUAUCACAUCCGAUCGGAGGUUCCUCCACCUCCAGACGGACCAGGCACGGGAUUUUUUGCCGUGGAUGAAACAAGUGGUGUGCUAUUUCUAGCUAAGUAA